Phasianus colchicus (ring-necked pheasant) is the source of this 1620-nucleotide messenger RNA. It is a transcript of the gene PEBP4, whose product is annotated as phosphatidylethanolamine binding protein 4. NCBI's taxonomy places the organism in Eukaryota, Metazoa, Chordata, Aves, Galliformes, Phasianidae. The record is from RefSeq and is a predicted model, not a curated record.
GGGGGUCUUUAUGGGAUGAGCUGCUCCUUCCUAUGCUGUCCCACCCCCAGUUCCAACCCCUGCAUCCCUCCCAUCUCCACGGUAACCACGGAGCUGCUGCUCCAUCCUCGGUGCCCACGGGGCAGCAUGGGGCUGCUGGCUGCGGUGCUGCUGGCUGCUCUCCUGCCGGGGAUCGCUGCCCGGGGGGCUCAGGCGCUGUGGCCGGAUGAACCCUCACACAUCUGCUCCUUCCAGAGCCUCAGCGGCAAGGACAGCGAGUUCUGCAGAGGCAACUUAGAAGUCAUCUACCCAGAGCUGGGUGAUGUGGGCUGCACCUACAUCCCCACUUGCCACGAGUCCCGUUGGCGCAUCAGCAGGGAGUGGGGCAGCCCCCAGGUCCUCUACCCUCAGGCCAAAAAGAGCAAGAAGUACGUGGUGAUGCUGGUGGACCCCGACGCUCCCAGCAGAGCCAACCCCCGGAGCCGUUUCUGGAGGCACUGGCUGCUCACUGAUGUCCCCGGCGCGGAGCUGAGGACGGGGGAGCUCAAAGGGCGCGUGCUGACAGAGUACGCCCGCCCCACGCCGCCGCCCCGCAGUGGGUACCACCGCUACCAGCUGCGCCUGUAUGAGCAGCCCGAGGGUGAACACGUCAUCCUGGGUCCUGAGGAGCGCAUCUCUGUGGGUUCCUGGUCACUGGAGAACUUUGUGGAGCGCUUUCGGCUCGGCUCCCCCGUGGCCUCGACGCAGUUCCUCACCAAACACCACGAGGAUUAGAGGGGCACAGACCCCGCAGCGCCCCCAGCCUCCUGCAAACCCCAAAUCCCUCUGCGCGACGCCGCUGUGGGGCUCUCUGUGCAUCCCAAAGGUGCCCCACCUCGAAGCUUUGCUGUUUGCUGAAUGAAACCGAUGGAUGUUUGUCGGGUCUUUGCAUCCAGCCCCGAUGUCACCGAGCGGUGGCACUGGGAUGCAGUGUGGGAGCCGCCGUGGCUCCAUCCGCGCUCUUCUCUUGGAAAGCAAAACCGAAAUUAAAGCUGUAAAUCAGAAGAGCUCUGCCUGCCGGCCGCACAGCCGGACCUCCCCUGUAAUUAGCUCUUUAAUUAGGCUUUCAUCCCGAGAGUCGGGUUUUCUCCUCGCAGACUGCCCUCGCUGAUUUCAUGCCCCCAUGGCACAGGGCUUGGAGCAAACCCAGCGUGGGAGCGAGAGCUUGAGUGGGGAAACUGAGGCACUGGGAAGCACUCGGCGCGGGUUGGAGGGCACAGCCGUGCUCCCAUUGCUGCAUCUCACCCCAAACCCAUCCCAAAAGCAUCGAGAGCAGUGAGAGCAGCUUUCACCUCACAGCCAGAGGACUUUCCCUGCAGCAGGAAGAGGCUGUUUACCCAGUGGGGUUGAAUCAUGUGCUGCAUCCCAUGCAGCACUGCAGGGAGGGAUGCACGGUGCUCACUGCUCCACCACAGCUGUUGCUGUUGUUGUAGGGGGAGAGAAAAUGUGAUGGGAAAUGGUCACCGUCCUUCUGGGCCUUUGUGGAGGUGGAAAUGGGGUGGGAAUUUGGUGGGUCUGCAGUCUGUGCUGCGGGGUGUGGGGAGCCCUGAGGGGGGCAGCCUCACAGUGGGGUGGGUUGGGGGUGGAAGACAUUGGGAUAGG